Molecule: messenger RNA, 663 nt
Organism: Aureococcus anophagefferens
Lineage: Eukaryota; Pelagophyceae; Pelagomonadales; Pelagomonadaceae
Exons: 2
Biological process (GO): protein phosphorylation
Molecular function (GO): protein kinase activity; ATP binding
Source: RefSeq, a predicted model, not a curated record
UACCGCACGUACCUGCGCUUCCUGCGCAUCCAGCAGAACAAGCCCAAGCUCGACGACUUCAACCCGUUCCGCGUGCUCGGCCGGGGCGGCUUCGGCAAGGUCAACGCGUGCCGCACCUACACGACGGGCCGCAUGUACGCCAUGAAGUCCUGCAUCAAGAAGCACGUCAAGAAGGGCAACGCCUUCCAGCUCUGCGCCAACGAGCACGCGGCGCUCAAGGCGCUCGACUCGCCGUUCACGGUGAACCUCAAGUACGCCUUCGCGACGAAGGAGGAGCUCGUGCUCAUCAUGGACCUCUGCAUGGGCGGCGACCUGCGCUACUGGCUCAAGGCCGAGGGCAAGUUCGCCGACGAGCGCACGAAGUACUACGCCGCGCGGACGAUCCUCGCGCUCCGCGACAUCCACGCGAUCGAUCUCGUCUACCGCGACCUCAAGCCGGAGAACGUGCUCGUGGACUCCGACGGCCGCACGCGCCUCAGCGACAUGGGCCUGGCGCGUCCCCCCCGCGCCGUGCCGUACAAGGAGGGCAUGAAGGGCUGCUCGGGCACGUCGGGCUACAUCCCGCCCGAGGCCGUCGCGGGCGACGUCUACGACAAGACCGCCGACUUCUUCGCGCUGGGCUGCCUCGUCUACGAGUGCUUCAACGGCCGGUCGCCGUACCGC